Messenger RNA from Ostrea edulis (European flat oyster), 815 nucleotides. RefSeq lists its product as uncharacterized. NCBI's taxonomy places the organism in Eukaryota, Metazoa, Mollusca, Bivalvia, Ostreida, Ostreidae. The transcript has 7 exons. The record is from RefSeq and is a predicted model, not a curated record. The coding region runs from base 111 to 815 and encodes 234 amino acids.
GGGAAUUCAAACAUGAUGUGUAACUCAUACGCAACUGUCUAGUUUUAAGGCUGAAAGAGCGUAGAACAACGAUUUACUAAGAGGUACUGCGGGAGUUUCAAGAUUUGAUCAUGUGGUUGUACAUCCUCCAGUUUCUGCUGGUCAGUAAAUCACUAGCCGAGACGGAUCGAUGGUAUUGUCCCUAUAUUUUAGAAACAUCAAAACGUGCCACUACAUGUCCAACAAAAGAGGAUGAUAUUAAGGCAGCAGCUGCUCGUUUAAAUUGCAAAGAACAUUCAUUAGUACAAAACUGUACGGACCCCAAAAACUUCAAGUAUCAUUGUGUCAUUGAUGCAGAAGGGAUACACCUUUAUGAAGUUUGUGCAGAAGAUCGUUUCAUACUUGGUUACUGCACUGAGCUUAAUAUAGCAGGGGCGAGAAUACAGGGGCAUUAUUCAAAGAAAUGUACUGUUAUGGAUCCACCAUGUCCUGUCAGGUAUCGCUCAUCGGAAGCAUUUAAAUACCCUGUUUGUUAUAAUCUUGAAAAAUCAAGACCUUCAACAAGAAAGUAUGAAAAUGAAGGUGCACAUGGAAUUACAGCAAAUUUGACUACUGAAAUACCGAAUGACAACAGCAUUUCUGAACAAGUUGAUGCACUCGAUUCGCAUAUGAUUUACAUAACUAUUGGAGUUUUAACCUUUCUUGUUGGUGCUGCUGUGAUGGCUCUUUAUUACGGAAGGAAGAAAUGUGGUCAACAUCGAAGAAAAGGUAGUCAAAGAUAUUGUCCACAUUGCUCUAGGAGGUCAUCGGAAAGCUCACAGGGAAUGUGUAUGUAA